This is a messenger RNA of Paralichthys olivaceus (Japanese flounder), 3657 nucleotides long. It is a transcript of the gene abhd17c, whose product is annotated as abhydrolase domain containing 17C, depalmitoylase. Gene Ontology annotation, biological process: protein depalmitoylation; regulation of postsynapse organization. Gene Ontology annotation, cellular component: plasma membrane; endosome membrane. The record is from RefSeq and is a predicted model, not a curated record. NCBI's taxonomy places the organism in Eukaryota, Metazoa, Chordata, Actinopteri, Pleuronectiformes, Paralichthyidae. Gene Ontology annotation, molecular function: palmitoyl-(protein) hydrolase activity.
CAGACAGGAUAUCCGGGGAACCGGAAACCUGGUGUCGUCUAUGCUAGAGAAAUGGAUGUUAGCUCUCUCUUGAUAAAUCAGACCCAAACCUCGGCUAACACGAAAUACUAUGUUUUAGAGGCGGAAUAACUCUGUCGACAGCAGCCGCUUCACUGCCUUGUGUUGUAAAACAGUAUGAAUUCAACUGUUUUCAUUUAAUGUCUCAUUUGAAUGACGUCUGAGCUGUAAGCUACCUGCUAGCAGGCUAGCGUGUUAGCUGCAAAGCCGAGACAGGAGCCACCUGUCACCCAGCGCAGCUCUCUUCAGGCGGUUCAUGGCUGAUAAGUAGGACCUCAAACCAACGGUGAACUCUGACUUUUUUCUUAGGUUCAGUGGAAGCGAUUGUAUCGGGAACCCCCCGCGCCUAAAUGCCCCAACAAGGCCCCAGGAUGAAUGGGUUUUCUCUCGGUGAACUGUGCUGGCUCUUCUGCUGUCCGCCCUGUCCCAGCCGCAUCGCGGCCAAGCUAGCUUUCCUCCCGCCGGAGCCCACGUACUCGGUGCAAACCGAUGCUAACGGGGUAGCUAGCUUACAUUUAACCGAGCGGGCGGACUGGCAGUACUCCCAGCGAGAGCUCGACGCUGUGGAGGUGUUCAGCACCAGGAGCAGUCGGGGUAACCGGGUCGGCUGCAUGUUUGUACGCUGCGCCCCGAACAGUCGCUACACCCUGCUGUUUUCCCACGGUAACGCCGUGGACCUGGGGCAGAUGUGCAGCUUCUACAUCGGCCUCGGCUCCAGGAUCAACUGCAACGUGUUCUCCUACGAUUACUCAGGCUACGGAGUGAGCAGCGGGAAACCCUCUGAGAAGAACCUGUACGCGGACAUCGAAGCGGCCUGGCAGGUCCUGAGGAACAAGUAUGGUAUAGCACCUGAGAACAUCAUCCUGUACGGUCAGAGCAUCGGUACAGUGCCCACCGUUGACCUGGCUGCUCGCUAUGAAUGUGCCGCUGUCAUCCUACAUUCUCCACUCAUGUCUGGACUAAGGGUGGCCUUCCCUGAUACACGCAAGACGUACUGUUUCGAUGCCUUCCCCAGUAUUGACAAAGUGUCCAAGGUGGCAUCUCCAGUGCUGGUGAUCCAUGGUACGGAGGACGAGGUCAUCGACUUCUCUCACGGUCUGGCCAUGUACGAGCGUUGCCCCCGUGCUGUUGAGCCCUUGUGGGUGGAGGGAGCUGGCCACAACGACAUCGAACUGUACGCCCAGUACCUGGAGAGACUCAAGCAGUUCAUCUCCUUCGAGCUUUCCACUUCCUGAGGGGAGCUCAGCCUUCAGGCUGGGAUUCAUCUCACCACAAUCAAGAAGCCUCCUCCUUAUCACCUCCCAGCUCCCAUUGUUGGCAAAGGGCUGGAGCAACUUCAUCACACUGUGCUCCUCUGUCCCUGAAGCUGUUUCAUGCUGGUAACAUGUUGUACACCGGAAGAGGAGAUCCUUUUAAAUUGUUGAGGUGCAGCUGAGCUAAAGACCAGUCCCAGCAAGAUGUACAGCUUUGGCUUUAAAUUUAGUGCUCCUUCAUGUGGACCCGGCCUACCAAUGAGCCCAGGCUUAGACACUGUUUGCACUCCACUGCAGCUCUCGGCCCCCCUCCCUUAUUUAGUGUCUCUCAGUGUGAGCGCCACUUUGUCACAUUUCCUUUUUCUCUCCCACUGCUUUUCCCAUGAUCCCUUGCUUUCCUUUUGACUGAGAGUCUUUGCAAUGUUCAAGCUUGAUUUUUUUGUAUUCUUUUAUACCAGGUGAAGAAGUAUCAAUUUUGCACCAAGUAAUACAAAUUGAAGUUUUGUACUUUUUAUGUAUUUUUAAGUUGCCAUUCAGGGUUGAUUAUACAGUUGCACUUUUAAGGUGCUGACAUUUUCAGGUAAUGAUUUUUUUCUGUCUUUUGAAGAUGUUUAUAUGGAUUUCUUUAUUGGCAUUCCAUGUUUUUCUCAACUUCAAUUGGUUUGUUUUCUUGUUUUUUUCCAGACGUGUGUAUAAAAGCUGUUAACCAGAGUGCAUCCCUGCGCAUCUGGCCUUUUAUAGCUGUGAUCUUUUGUGGUCCCUGGUGCAUGCAACACCUGGCGUAUAGGGGAAAGAUUGCACCAAACUCCAUUGAGAAAUAUAACAUUUCACAACAUGCCUUGCUUAUUAGAACACACACACACUUUGACGAUUCUGGUAACGAUUUUAUCAAACUAUGUUGGGGGUAUUUAAAGAUCCUCACAUCUCUGGACCAUUUGACAUAUUGGUAUCAAAUUGUAUGUCGUGUCACGGCAAGUGUGUGCAACUGCCAGUAAGCAACGCAGCAAUGAACAUCCCCGAUGUUGGGUAAUGUAGACGUUUACCUCAAUAGAAGAGAGAGCAACAUGUAUCAGGGCUGCAGGUCUGUUAACUGGACAUGUGCUAAUGAGACUUGACAACUGUUUCCAACGGGAACACACUUGACUCAAAACUGUAAAUUGAAGCCAGGCAGCAUGGUGCUGGGUUUACCUGCGGACUAAAGACACUGAACUGUGAACCCUACACUAACGUAUUCAAGGUGCACGUGCUGCUGGAUUUGGAUGUGUUUCUAACUUAUCAGUCAUUUCACACUACAAGUAAAGCCUUACGUUUCGUACACAUUUCACCUAGACAUUUCUGGCCUCUCGUGGGACUGAUAACUGCUGCUAUUCAUUAGAAGAAUCAAUCAGUCGCUCAUAUGAUAGCCAGACACUGUGUGCAAGUGUGUGUUGGGGGGGGGGGGGUACUGACAUGACAGCGUGGUACUAAAACCAAAUUCAGCCUGACCAUCAUCGUCCCUUCGGUCCCCCAUGUGUUCCCUCCUGUAGUGGGAGCUCUGAAUGCCCCUCUUUUACAAACACUGUUGUCUUCUGAGCCUUGUGACAGUCUGGAGAAGAAGCUGGGACAAGAACAAAGACCACUGAGAGAUGUAUGAAGAUGAAAUUAAAUAUUGAUCACAUUUGACAGUUGUGGACAUUACAACUUGUAUUUGAAUGAUUUGUUCUUUUCCUCAAACAAAUGGGGGGGGGAAAAAAGAAGUAUAACACUAAAGGAUGAAGUUUAAAUCACACCAAAAAAUAAGUGAAACACUAUCACAUUGAAGAAUAAGCUGAAAUGUCUUCAGAGGUAAGUUUAUUUUUGAAGCAACCUGUGAUGAUUGUUGACUGAUCUGUGUAUUGCUGUGAAGUGGUUUGUCAGUCGGGUGUUCAUGUUUUCUGGAUAAUGAGCCUUUCAUCAUCUCUAGUGUAUUUCUUCUAGCUCGUCUUUUUAAAGGAAAGAAACACCCUGAUCAUUCUUUUGAUACUGACAUUUUUACAAAGGCUUCCCAGUCUAAAUGUUGAUAGAUUUACACUGUCUGAAGCCAGUUUGUAUGAUAAUCCUCUGUAAUGGAUAAUUCAAUAUCUUCUCUAUACAUAUUAGCCCUUACAUAGGGCAGUCUAGUCUCAUUGAUUUUAACACUGGAUUCAAGAUAUGCAAAUAAGACAGAUGAUGCUUGUAGAAUCAGAUUUUGUAAUGAUGUGUAAAAUUUAAAAAAGAUAAGCCUUAAAUAUACCAUGGAACAGAUUGUUAUACAUGUGAUAGUCGUUGCCAGAAGGCGGCACAAUGGAUGUUUUAAUGCUAAUAAUGGAAUAAAGGAUGCAUGAAAGUA